Messenger RNA from Penicillium daleae, 336 nucleotides. Its product is annotated as putative quinol monooxygenase. Bases 1 to 336 code for a protein of 111 amino acids. NCBI's taxonomy places the organism in Eukaryota, Fungi, Ascomycota, Eurotiomycetes, Eurotiales, Aspergillaceae. The transcript has a single exon. The record is from RefSeq and is a predicted model, not a curated record.
AUGUCCAACCCAGAAUCCGAAGUCUUCCUCACAGAGAUCCCCCCUCUCCCCGACACAGAAUUCUGCGUCUACGGCACAGUCUACGCCUACCCGGAACACGCAGACGCCCUAGAAGCAGUCUACGCCGAGACAACCCGUCUCGCGGAAUUCGAGCCCGGCGUGAUAUACUACUGUCUCACCCGGGACAGCGAGCAGCCACAUAUCUUCUACUUCUUCGAGCGGUAUACGGGAAAACAGGCCUUUGAAGAUCACAAUGCGCAGCCGAUUAUUCAGAAGUUGAUGGCUGAUAAGUAUAUUCGGGGCGUGAAGGCCAAUUUUGGGAAACAGAUUAAAUAG